Spea bombifrons (plains spadefoot toad) is the source of this 6945-nucleotide messenger RNA. Its product is annotated as microtubule-associated protein futsch-like. NCBI's taxonomy places the organism in Eukaryota, Metazoa, Chordata, Amphibia, Anura, Pelobatidae. Gene Ontology annotation, biological process: activation of GTPase activity; intracellular signal transduction. The coding region runs from base 270 to 6707 and encodes 2145 amino acids. Gene Ontology annotation, molecular function: protein binding; guanyl-nucleotide exchange factor activity. The transcript is spliced from 15 exons. The record is from RefSeq and is a predicted model, not a curated record. Gene Ontology annotation, cellular component: cytoplasm; nucleus.
GCCUGCCUUUCCAGUGACGUUGGGGCUUCUGGAAGGUGUGUCUUACCUGUUCCCCUCCCCCACUGCGUCUCUUCCUCCCUACUGGGAUCUUGUGUCCCUGACGUACCGUGGUUGUCUCACCUGGACAGAUUCGAUUUUAGGAAAUAUCUUUAUAAGACCACCCUGCUCCCGCCAUCUGACCCCCGCACUUUGACCCCAGACCAGGGGGAGAGGAAUGCGAGUUUAUUUCACCCCCCUCCGGAUCGCUACUGUGGACAGAUGGAGUGAACAUGGAAAGCGCAGGAGACAAUAAGAAGACGCAGAAGGACCGCGCUCGCCGCCACAGGGAUAAAAAGCAUCGGAAGCGGGCAAGAAAUGUAAAAGGCCCGGAGGAGACGGCUGGAAGACACGAGGGGAAGGACACGUUUAUGGUCUCCUUGGAUAACUUCAUGGAUAAGAGACGGCAGAGUCUGGAGGACAGCUUGUUACACGCAGAAACUGGAAAGACUGGAACGGAGGCCAGUAUAGCCCAUUAUGACAAGGAAAACACAGGCCAAGGAUCACAUGACCCAACACCAACCAGUGAUAUCGGGGAUGAGUCACAUGACCAGUGUACAGCCAGUGAUGUAAGAGACGGGUCACUAGAUAACGCCAUAACAGAGGAGUUUGACACAAGCAGCGGCGAGGAAGACGUACCCGACGACAUAAACACGGAAGCUUUUAGCAAUGAGGAGGAAGAGGCAGGUGGACCGGAGAAAGAAAAUGUGUUUUUGGGGCUGCAGAAGGUUAAGGAGAUGGCCAGUGAAGACAGUGAGGAUUGGGAGACGGCCAGCGAGGAGAACGCUAUGUUUGAAGAAAUGAUUGAGACCGUGGGUAGAAAUACAGAGAUGACAGAGGCGGACAACUUGCCGUUUACAGACAGAGCGCAGUCCGAGCUUAAAGAGACUCAGAGUGGACAUUUAGAGGACAAAACUGAAAAUAAAAAUGUGUGUUCUGAAGAGAGCGACACUGACAAAAAGGAGACAGAUACCGAGGUGACAUGUGGAGAGGCUGAAAGUAUCAUUACAGAGACGGGCUGCGGGGGUGAGGGAACUAGAUAUAGUCUCAACUCAAGAGAAGAGGUCAGGGAGGUGGUGGAGAGCGGAGAGGCGGUCAGGGAGGAGGCGGACAGCGGAGUGACGGUCAGAGAAGUGGCCCGCAGCGGAGUGGCGGUCAGGGAGGAGGCGGACAGCGGGGUGGCGGACAGCGGAGUGGGGGUCAGGGAGGAGGCGGACAGCGGGGUGGCAGUCAGGGAGGAGGCGGACAGCGGAGUGGCGGUCAGGGAGGAGGCGGACAGCGGAGUGGCGGUCAGGGAGGAGGCGGACAGCGGAGUGGCGGUCAGGGAGGAGGCGGACAGCGGAGUGGCGGUCAGGGAGGAGGUGGACAGCGGAGUGGGGGUCAGGGAGGAGGCGGACAGCGGAGUGGCGGUCAGGGAGGAGGCGGACAGCGGAGUGGCGGUCAGGGAGGAGGUGGACAGCGGAGUGGGGGUCAGGGAGGAGGUGGACAGCGGAGUGGGGGUCAGGGAGGAGGCGGACAGCGGAGUGGCGGUCAGGGAGGAGGCGGUCAGGGAGGAGACGGACAGCGGAGUGGCGGUCAGGGAGGAGGUGGACAGCGGAGUGGCGGUCAGGGAGGAGGAGGAAGAGAUUGAGUCCGACAGUAAAAAGACAUCCAGGAAAGAAUUAGGAAAAGGGACUAAAAGUGAAGUGACGUUUGGAGAGAAAAUGGAGGCUGACAAGGUGACCGUUUGGGAAAAGAUGGAGGCUAACCGUAAAGAAACUGUGAUUGGCGAAGCUGAGGCCUCCUAUACAGAUCAGUUAAGAGGGGAAGAUGAGGCUGAAGCUAAAAAGACAGACAGAUGUGAGGCUCAGAGUAAAGAAUCAUUUUGUGUGGAGUCCAUGAGUGAAAGUAAUAUGGAACUUGGGGUGAAGACAGAGACUGCCCUAAACAUGACAAUACUGGACAUGGAGGCAAGGAUUGAGGCUGAGGAUAAAAAGACAGUUGGAGAGGAGAAUCAGAAUCAAGGGGAUGAGGCUAGAGAAACGUUUAGAAGGAAGGAGGAUGAGGCUAAAGAGAAGGUUAGGGUGGAGGUUGAGGUUAAAGAGACUGUCUUAGAGGAGGUUGAGGAUGAAGAGAUGCUCAUCGAGGAGGCUAAAGAGACUGUCGGUGAAAAGGUGGAAGCAGAUAUAAUCAGGGAGGAGACCAAGGCUACAGAGACAGUCUGGGAGGAGAUGAAGGCCUGGGUUAAAGAGAUGGUCAGGGAGGAAGAUGAGGCUGAAAAGGCUGUCAGGAAAAAGAGGGAGGCGGAAGCUAAUGAGAUGGUCAGGGAAGAGACUGUUAGGGGGGACUUGGAGCCUAAAGAGGUGGUCAGGGAGGACGUGGAGGCUAAAGUGACAGUCAAGGAGGAAGGAGAGACUAAAGAGAUGAUUGUGGAGGAGGAAGAAGCUAAAGAGAUGGUCAAGGAGGAGACAGAGACUGAGGUUAAAGAGACAGUUGGGGAGAAGGCUGAAUCCAAAGAGACCAAUACUAAAGUGGUGGCAAACAAGGAUGAAGAGACAGUGUUACAGCAGGAGAUCACAAUUACUGGGUAUAAAGAAACCUCAACGGAAGACAGUAGAAUCUGGACCAAUGAAGUGAGCUCAGGCUAUGAAAUAAAUCAGAGUGCAUAUGAUAAUAUAGACAGUGGAGAGACUGUCACCCAGAGCCUGGAAACAGCCAGUGACGGAAUAAACAGAACUGACGCAGGUUCUGAGGAUGACAUAAAUGCAAGAGACAUCCUCAGCCACAUAGAGAAAGUGACAGCAGAGAUAGAGGCAGGGGAGGAAAUAAUUCAGAAAGCAGAGAUGGGUGAAAAUACCUCCCUGAAAGUCUGUGAAGAGGAAGAGACAGCUACUCUGUAUAGCAAAAACGACUGUCAAUUAGGAGAUGGUUGCAGGUAUUUAUACAACAGAGACAUCACUGGAGAUAAAGAGGGAGACUCUGAACAUUUAGAUCAAUUGGCCAAACAGAGCGUUUCCCAAGAAGAGAAGGAUGACAGAGAGGGACAGUUCACAUUAUGGGAUACGACAGCAGAAAUUGUAGACAAAGGCCGUGAUACUGAUCAUGAGGAGGAAUUAUUGCUGCUUGACAAUCAGGUGGGCAAUACAUUAAGAAGCAACUUAGAAACCACCGGUCUUCAAGAAGGAAGGCUUGACCAAGAUAUAGCAAGUGGAAUGGAGGCUGACAUACAGACAGAUUUAACAGAUGGGGAAAGAGAGCAUGUUAAGGUUGCAGAAAUGGAAAGCAAAAGAGAGGACCAACAUGAAACACUCCACGGAGAAGGAGCAGAAUCUGUCUGUCAAGGAGAGGAUAUGCCGCCUUUAUGUAGAAAGGAUAGUCAAAUUGCAAAUGAGAAAAAAAUGGACACUUAUGGAAAAGAAACCCCAAUUAACGUGGGGCAAGUGUCUAUGGAGGGCAAAGAUCUACUACAUUCUGAGGGAGAAAAGGAGGGAAUCGACUUAAUCUUGCUGAGGCAAAAGGUGGAUGAGACGGAUUUCCAGAAACAAAAGUCCGCUAAUGAGUGGGUACAAGAAGAUAAUGGCGAGGACAGAGGACCAUCACUAAGUAAUGUCUUAACUAGCGCUACCUCUGCAUGGACGGGACUGUAUGGUCAGAUGGUGGAACUUUCAAACGAACUUCAAUCCCAGAAACAAGAAGAAGAGGAUGUUGUAUUAGGUUUAUCUGAUGAGCAUUUGGCCAAAUAUUCACAGUUCCCCGACCCACCAAGACUUCUUAUAGACCCCCCUUUCUCUAGCUAUGAAGGAGAAGUAACAGAUCCACAAGCAGCGAUGCAAAGAGAUACAGAGUCCGCUGGAAAAGAUCUGAGUGCGACAUCUGAAAGUGAGCUUCACAAUCUUCAACGGGAUCCUUCAGAAAGUUUGCAGGAGACGGACAGAUACCAAACAGCCUCACAAGAAGGUGAAAGAAUGUUUUUCGGAGUCAGAACGGGACGUUUCCCGGAAAUGACUGUGGACGAUAUCCAAUUAGAGACAGUCGACAGGUUGCAGAAAAAAGAUGACUUAUCUGAAGAUCAGGUCUUGGAUGAGGGCAGUGUGGCCCCUAAUGCAGUACGACAGCAGAGUAAUGCCGUCAUCGAUGAUUCACAGGAGUUAAGGAGCAGUCGUUUCCCAGUUGAUGGUUAUAGUGAUGGAAUACCAAGCACGGAGACUCCGUCUGUUUAUGCGCAGCAGUCCCCAAGUCUCUUGAGUGCAGCUCUACAGCCACCUUUACUGGACGCUGAAAUUGGGGAACCCGCAGGAUCUUCCGCUCCCCAGACAGUUCUUGAAGAUGACGAUGGUGAUACCUACAAAGAACCUGAUGUCAACACACCUGCUGGGAAGACACAAUCCGAGGGAAAGUUCACCUUUUCCCCCACACAGAUAUUUAACCCCAUUCUACUUCUGAGUCAAAGUCCUGAGGAAAGCGGGUUUUACAGCGAAGGUAAAAUCACAGACAGAAGUACAAAAGGAGAAAGCCAUUGCUUGCAUCCUGAAGAUGGCCUGACAAGAGGCGCUGACAUCCGUAAAUCUGGCUCGCUCCUCCACUCCAAUGAAAACAGGAGCACAAAGCAACCUAGUGGCCCACCUGCCUCUCCUUUGUGGCUGCCUCCCCGUCCUUCCCGUUAUGUUGGUGACACUGGUGCAUAUUCUAAGGCAACGGACUCUAAGGCCUCUAGGCCGCUAGAUAAUCAUUUGAUCAGAAGGGCUACCAUAAGACACAAAAAAGGCAGCUACUCAUUUUCCGGCCAAGACAGCAAACGACACGGUUCUACGUUUCCUCCUGCUACGCAAGGUAAUUCAAAGGGAAUCAGAAUAAUCAGCCCCGUACCAAGGACUGGCACCAAAGCGCCUGCAUCGGGUUCACCGCAAUCCGGAACGUUGACUCGGCAGGAAAAGAUUAACGAGGAAUCAGAAUCGGCCUUUGGACAAACCGGGAAUAAACCUUUCCUCGAGCAGCUGCCAGAGGAAGAGUUGAUUGGCAAACAAAUGGGUCCAAAGAGCUCAGAAUCCAUUGUCUUAAGGGUGAAGCGUCCCGGCGGUCCGCCUUCUGAGUCGGAAGCCCUUCGGAGCAUGCACCGCCGACGCUCCAAGUUCAUUAAUUCCUCCAGCCUUCUGUACCAGGAAUACAGCGACGUUGCUCUUAACCAGGAGAUCCAACGACAGGAUUCGCCUUCGGAGGAAAGGGAUCCGGGAUCACCAAGGCUCCGGCGCCGGGCUCUGUCCUCCCAGGAGUCGUACCUGCAGCGUCUGUCUGUCUCUUCGGCUGAUUCGCUGUGGCAGGACAUCCCGCUGAUACGGGGCAGCUCGGUAUUUCUGUCGAUGACACGAGACGAGCAGAAACUUCAGGAGGCAAAGUUUGAAUUGAUCAUGUCAGAGGUGCUGUACCUGCGCAGCCUAAACAUUGCGGUGGAUCAUUUCUUGCACAGCACAGAGAUGCAGGAGGUUCUUGGCACCCAGGAGCGACAAUGGCUCUUCUCCCGUCUGUCUGAAGUGAGGGACGCCAGCUCGGAUUUCCUAUUUGAUUUGGAGGAAGAGUUUGAGAACAACAUGUACAACUUCCAGGUGUGUAACGUGGUGAUCAGUCAUGAGCCGAAUUUCCGCAGAGUCUACCUGCCGUAUGUCACCAACCAGACCUACCAGGAGAGGACCUACCAAAAGCUGAUGACUGACAACCCACGAUUUCAGCAAGUUUUGGCGAAGCUGGAAAGUGACCCCGUGUGCCAGAGGCUGAGCUUAAAAUCCUUCCUCAUCCUCCCCUUCCAAAGAAUCACACGACUUCGGCUUCUCCUCCAGAAUAUAUUAAAGCGCUCUGCCCCUGGGUCUAAUGAAGAGCUACAAGCGACAGAGGCCCACAACGCUCUUGAGAAGCUCAUAAGAGAUUGCAACGAAAGUGUACACAGGAUGAAAAAUACGGAGGACCUGAUUCUCCUAAAUCAGAAGAUCCAGUUUGAAUGCAAGAUAUUUCCCCUGAUCUCGCAGUCUCGCCGGCUCGUUAAACACGGAGAGGUUUCAUCGCUGGAAUUCAACUCUCUCAGUUCCAAGUGGAAGGUCACAACUCGGCCUGUUUACUUGCAUCUCUUCAAUGACUGUCUCCUGCUGUCUCGUUUGAGAGAGGGCGGUCGCUUCGUGGUUUUUGACUACGCCCAUGCAUCUGACGUGCGCGUAGAAAGGUGUGAGAUGAAACUGCACGGGAACCAGAAAAAUGUUUUCCGUGUCUUCCUACGAGACAGCGCUGCUGGAGCGCGGGAAACUUCCGGCGUGGGACGCGAGAGCGCUCAGGAAGGCAGGGAGAUCGAAUACAUAUUUCGUACGGAGACACAGAGCCAGAAGCUCAGGUGGAUCCUGGCUCUCUCACCACCCAAGGAGGAGACGGAUUUCCUGAAAUAUCAUGGCCUGUCUCAGAUGCAGUGUUUGAAGUCUUACAAAUCACGAGAAAACGACGAGCUGUCACUGGACAAAGCUGAUAUCAUCAUGAUGACGCAACGCAGCGAGGACGGAUGGUUACACGGCGUACGUCUCUCGGAUAUGCAGUCGGGGUGGUUUCCGGAGUCUCACGUACAAUCCAUCGGCCCCAUCGCCAGUCUCCGAAACCUGGAGGAAAAGCAGAGGCUGCAGACGGCCAGAGCAAAACUGCAACCGUACAGCGCCAAGUGACAAACGCCACGGGCCCCGGAGUAACGCAACCCUCGGCUGACCCACCUGCCUCCUCCGUGCAUUGCUUUCGCCUCUUUUCCCGUCACUUGGGGUCAUUUCCAAGGUGACAAUUGCUAAAGAUAUUCUGCAGAGUGUCUGAUGUAAAUUUCUCAUCUGUUAUGUAAUAACCUAAUCUUAACUAUAAAUUUAAAAAAAAAGUUGUAUUUAUAUUUUUAAUAAAAUGCCCAAUGUUCGACAA